Molecule: messenger RNA, 2560 nt
Organism: Hippocampus comes (tiger tail seahorse)
Lineage: Eukaryota; Metazoa; Chordata; Actinopteri; Syngnathiformes; Syngnathidae
Gene: cabp1b
Product: calcium binding protein 1b
Exons: 7
Coding region: 1563-2534 (323 amino acids)
Cellular component (GO): cytoplasm
Molecular function (GO): calcium channel regulator activity; calcium ion binding
Source: RefSeq, a predicted model, not a curated record
UAACAAAAAAAUGGGGGUGGUUUUUUGGAGGAGGGGGGUCGGUAUUCUAUUACAGUGUGAAUUACAAUCCUCAUCAGUGAAAGUAGCGACGGCACAAGACGUGAAAUAUUUUCGACAAUACAUCCCUCUUUAAGUGUGAUAAGGAUGUCGAGCGAGCGGAUGAGUUAAGUAGGCGACUGCUCGAGUGAUGCGGUGGAGAUAGUCGCGCUCUUCCUGCAGCGUAGGAGACACAGAUGUCAGAGCACACACGUUCCCCAGGGAGCAGAGGGCAAAAUGCACUAAUUUCACACUUUUUCCCUAUCAAGCUCAAGUCUUAAUUAGCCGCGCAUACCCGUACACACACACACACACAAAUGAGCAUACACCCACUUUUUUUUUUUGCCCUGCGUGGACAUCUGCUGCGGGACUUCCGUGACCCUGGGUGUAAACAUGGCUCCCUUUGCAUUCUCAUGCAAUUCUCCUCGGCAAAUGUGCUCUUAUUAAGUAGUGCAAAGGCACACUCACACUUCCAGUCAUCGGGUGUGAACAUUAUGCAAACGUGGCCCGCGACAUAAGCCUGAACUUUUUCAUCUCGGGGGCAAAGAAUGCACCUUUUUGCAUGAGUGCAAAACAGCUAAAGAAGAAAAAGAAAUAUCCAAACAGCAUUGAGUAGAGAAGUGUAAAAAAAAAAAAAAAAAAGCAAUUUACAAUGUGGGCUCUGACAAGAAUAAGACCCCGUUGACCUCACCAUUUGAAAUGCUUUUCCAGGCCUUUACUGCAGCCUCUUUCAGUUCUUGUUUGUGACGUCAGGCGAGUUACAAGCACGGAUGGAGAAUAUUUUUUAAGAGCAGGCAUGCAUGUCCAGCUGUGGGCCUGGAGGGCCGCCGUCCUGCCUGUUUUCCAUCUCCCCCCCGGGCUGCAACACACCUGAUUCAAAUGAUCAGCUCAUCACACAGCUCUGAAGCAGCACAAGAACGAUCCUGAUUAUAUGAAUCAGAUAUGUUGCUACCUGGAGAAUCUGCCUUCAAAAAGUUGAUGUUUAUAUCGUUUUUGAAGCAGUAAAUUGAAGUGGACGGCAACACACGGUGAGAUUUUUUUCCUAUUAAUUUCUCUGUGUAUAAAACACGAAAAUGACAAGAUUGUUUUGUGCAGCAAGUGUACCUAAUGUUCUGGCCGUUCGGUGUGUUAUCAUUUCACAAGAGCUCAAAGCUGAAAUCAUAAACUUAUUAUCUACGGAGCGGGAUUAGAAGACUGAUAGCAUCCUCCCAGAGCACGAAGAGCCGCAGUGGAUUCUUCUUUUCAUUCUUUGUGGCAAAUUACGCGCGUGAUAAUCCGCGGUGACGUGGGUCCCUUCGGUGAACUGGCAGCGUGGACGCAGCGCGUGCGCGUGCGUGCAUUCAAACUUGCAGCGAGUGGAGGGGAACAGUUCCCCUUGCAAAUGUCGCGGCAGGUGGCAGCUGCCGCAGACCUCCGCCCGACCACCGCCGCCGCCACCGCCACGCCCGCGGACGUGGAUCCAGCUGCCGGCUGAUGUACCCCACGCACCUGCACUUUCAUCCGCAAGAAGUGGGACGCGAGCGACCAUGAGCUCCGCUUUGCCCAAAAGCGAAUCCGCAACGUCUCUGCUGAGGUCCGCCGGGCUCCAGCGCAGAUCCACGCAGUCCGACCACGGCCCGCACGGGCACCGGAACCAGCGCGGGCAGAGAGCAGCCGACGCCGGCCGGUCGGAAGAGGCGAGCGCCAGGAGACCCCUGUGCCGCCCCGGCCACGCAGAGAAAGGCGCGGAGGACGUGAAACGCAAGACGCGCGUCAAAUCCGGCAGGUCCAAGCAAUCCGCGGGAACCGGGGCUCGCGGACGGGACGCCAAGGGAUCCCCGGGUGCGCCCAAGGAGGACCGGGACGACGCCGACUUCUUCUUCGAGACCGACAAAGGGACGGUGAGCGGCUCAGCCUCCAGCCUGAGCUCGGACGCCGCCGCUGCCGGUCGUGGCCCCGUUCCGAGUCGGCCCGCCUCCGGCCGGAGGUCCAAGAGGCUCAGCACCGUUUCGGACUAUGAUGCGAGCCUGCACCCCAUCGUCAAGUCUGUCUUUGGACAAGACAGAGAGCUGCGGCCAGAAGAAAUGGAUGAGCUGCGCGAGGCGUUCAAGGAGUUUGACAAGGACAAAGAUGGCUUCAUCGGCUGCAAAGAUUUAGGCAACUGCAUGAGGACGAUGGGAUACAUGCCCACAGAGAUGGAGCUGAUCGAACUUAGCCAGCAGAUCAACAUGAAUCUUGGCGGACAUGUCGACUUCGAGGACUUUGUUGAACUCAUGGGGCCCAAACUUCUGGCUGAGACGGCGGACAUGAUCGGCGUGAAGGAGCUGCGUGAUGCAUUCAAGGAGUUUGACACCAAUGGCGAUGGUCAGAUCAGCACAGCCGAACUCAGAGAAGCGAUGAAAAAGCUUUUGGGACAACAGGUCGGUCACAGAGAUCUGGAGGACAUUUUACGAGACAUAGACCUCAACGGAGACGGUCAUGUGGAUUUUGAAGAAUUUGUGAGGAUGAUGUCUCGAUGACUUGACCUGCUGACCUUUUUGGAGAG